Molecule: messenger RNA, 5144 nt
Organism: Labrus mixtus (cuckoo wrasse)
Lineage: Eukaryota; Metazoa; Chordata; Actinopteri; Labriformes; Labridae
Product: brevican core protein-like
Exons: 14
Coding region: 169-4443 (1424 amino acids)
Biological process (GO): cell adhesion
Molecular function (GO): hyaluronic acid binding
Source: RefSeq, a predicted model, not a curated record
UCGGAACUUUGGGAGUGUGCAGUCUCCAGCUCCUUCAUACCUGCGCACAGCAUCCAGGGCUGCUUCCCCCCUCUGACAGGACAAGACGCACUGCAGCAUCCAGAGAGCAGCUGACGGAAAAAUACUUUUUACUGCCAAGAAGUCAAAGCAACCAGCAUCAGCUGAAAGAUGCUGCUCACGGGAACCCGACAAGUCCAAAUACUUCCAUUUCUCAUAGCAGUCUGUCGCCUCACUCUGGCCUUCCCCACCCAAACUCCAUCUGCAUUUGACGAUGUGCAGCAGCUCCAGGUGACAAUUCCCCACUCAGGUCCGAUUUCCGCCCCACUGGGCAGCUCCAUCUCCAUCCCCUGCCUGGUAUCCCUGUCCUCCACUCCCACCACCUCCUCAUCAUCUUCCUCCCCUGUUGCACCGCGGGUAAAGUGGACAGUGGUGUCCGGCGGGGUGGAGACGCAGAUCCUGGUGGCGCGGGGUCAAAGGAUAAAAGUCAACGAGGCGUACAGAGACCGCGCUGCCUGGCUUAACUACACCUCCUCCCCUGAUGAUCUGUCUCUGUGGCUGGGAGAUUUACGCUCCAGCGACACGGGUCACUACCGCUGCGAGGUGCAGCAGGGCCUCGAGGAUGCCAGCGACCUCGUACAACUCAAGGUCAAAGGUGUUGUUUUCCACUAUAGAGACGCUCUGGGACGCUAUGCAUUCUCCUUUCAUCAAGCCCAGAUGGCUUGUGAGGCUAUCGGGGCUCAAAUCGCCACUCCUGACCAGCUGCUGGCGGCCUACUAUGACGGCUACGAGCAGUGUGAUGCAGGCUGGCUAGCAGAUCAGUCCGUCAGGUACCCAAUCCAAGUUCCGCGUGAGGGUUGUUAUGGAGACAUGGACGGCCAACCAGGAGUGAGGAACUAUGGGACAAUGGAUCCAGAUGAUUUAUAUGAUGUUUACUGUUAUGUGGAAGACAUUGACGGGGAGGUGUUUCAUGACCCCAUCCCACAACAGUUGUCGUUUGCUGAAGCACACUCUUACUGCCGAGCAGCAGGUGCACAGCUGGCUACAACUGCACAGCUGUACUCUGCUUGGAGUGAAGGUCUGGAUUACUGCAGCCCCGGCUGGCUGUCAGAUGGCAGCGUGCGCUACCCCAUAAUGACCCCUAGAGAGCGCUGUGGAGGCCCAUUAGCAGGCGUCAAAACCCUUUAUCGCUUUGUCAACCAAACUGGCUUCCCAGAGUCCUCCAGCCUUCAUGACGUUUAUUGUUUCAGAGAGAGCACAAAUGAUCAUACCGACUCUCCCCGGGACUAUGUGGCCACAGAGCCAGAAGACAUCGGCCAAGAUGUUGUUAUAUUAAUGGAAACAGAUCAAGAGCUCAAACUGAACAACAAUGGUGAACAGGUGGAACUUAAAGCACAAGGGGUGCUUGAAUCUUCUCCCCUUUUCUCCAGCGCUUCCCCAGAGGACAACUUUGUCCACACACAACCAACAGAACUAUCAGACACAACAGAGCCUCCCUUCAACAACACACCUACAAUGGACCUCCUUCAGGGAUUUAAUGAAACUGUUUUUCCUACUGAAAUGAGCCAUGACUCCCAGCGUUCUACCGAACCGAUGAACAUCACUAUCAGCACAACAGAAACCUAUGAUUCAGCACAAAACGCAUCAUUACUACCUAGUGUUUUCAAUGAGACUGAUUCUCAAAACAAGUUCAAUUUGACCUUUAACCAACCUGAGCCAGAAAAUACCACAGGGUUUCCUGUACUGUCAUUUGAACAAAACCAGACAGUCUCAGGCGCGGCUUCUGAAGAGAGCACAACACCAUCGGAGAGACGACUAGAUUCCCAGGAAAUACGCGAUGCCUUCAUGAAUUUUGACAAAACGCAUGCCAAUUACAGCGACACAGACAGCAACCGUACUGACGAGGAGGAGAGUCUCUGGGAGGUGACUCUAAUGACCCUUGAGCCCAUGGUUCAGGUGGGGCUGCAGGGGGCAGCAGUAGAAGAUGCUGUGCAGGUAUCUGACUCAACUCAGGCUUCAAGAGGAGAAGAAGAACUUGUUACACAACGAGCACAAACAACACGAUCUUCCAUGCAGGACUUCCCUUCGUUGUGGGUGAAUCUGGAAGGGUCAGGAGAUUUUUCUCAAGAGAGUGACGUUGACGUCGAAGCAGUCCGCUUAAGUCCCACAUCCACUUCUGGCUCAACAGCUAAUUUGACAAGUUCUGUAUCUUCUGGCGGUGCUUCUGCAGAGCCUCACACAACACUGUCUGAUCCAAAAGUCUCACCUGGGUCACACCAUUCAGACAACAUGGGCCUCUCCACAGCAUCACAGCUCUGGGAGUCUUCUAUUUUUAGGCAGGAAGGAAGUACAAGCUUAGAAAUCGAAGAUGCAGUCACUAUGGAAAGUGAAGAAAAACUGCACCCGACUAAGUCUGAAGACGGCCUCUUCUCUGGAGUAAUUUUAGCAACUAUUGAGACCCCAGAGAGCUCAAACACAUCUCAGUUGCCCACUGAACAACCCACAGCGCUGUAUCAGACGUCAGGUUACAGAGUGUUUUUGGAUAUGACCAACAGGUACGAAGAGGCAAGUGGAAAUGAACCUGGUAUAAUCACUUCAAUCCUUGGAGAAGACAUCAGAAAAGAGGAUGUAACAGUUAGUCCAAAUCUCAAAGAAGAAACAAAGGUUGAUACAACUCUUGAAGAGAAAGCUGAAGUCCUCUCUCUACCAGACAAAGAAGGGAACGUUACCCAAAUCGUGGAAGAAGCUAACAUCACCCUAACACUUAAGGAGGAAAGUAGCAUUGCCCCGACACUUGAGGGAAAAGGUGAAGUGUCCCCAACCCUUGCCCCUGAAGAAGAAGCUAGCAUUGCCCCAACCCCUGAAGAAGCUAGCAUUGCCCCAACCCCUGAAGAAGAAGCUAGCAUUGCCCCAACCCCUGAAGAAGAAGGUGAAUUGUCCCUAACCCUUGCCCCUGAAGAAGAAGCUAGCAUUGCCCCAACCCCUGAAGAAGAAGUUAUGGUUGCCAAAAACUUUGGUGAGGAAGCUAACAUUCCUCCAGCUCUUGAAGAAGAAGCCAAUGUUACGCAAACAUUUGAUGAAGAAGGUCAUGGUACCACAAGUCCUGAAGGGAAAUCUAACUUUUCCAAACCAAUUGAAGGCGGAGCUAACAGUGCCCAAACUGAAGAGGGAGCUAACAUUGUCCCAACUCUUGAAGAAGAAGAAGCAGCUAGCAUCGCCCCAACAUUUGAAGAGGACUUUACUGUUUUUCCUCUCGAAUCACAAACAUCAAACUGGGCUCUGUUGACCACCACGACCGGACCCCAAGAGUCAAUGAACGAUCUAGAGUACAGUAGAAAAUCCCCGACCCUUACCUCCACAACAUCUCCAAGUUCCUCCUCGAGUACAAAACCCACUUCUGCUAGCACAAAGAAAAAUCCUUCCACGAUUAAGACCACUACACCCUGGUCCAGCCGCUCCUGGAGCCCGACCACCUCAAGACAGAAGGUUACCCACAAGACGUCUGAGCCCCCAGUGGUGACAGCCUUCAUGCCACCAGUGGAUCAAGGUCUGGUGGAUGUUGAGUUUAGUCUCACCCAGCCACCCACCCUGCUUAUAUUGCCCAAUGAGAGGGCAGCUGUAGGCGGCACAGGGAAAGCUUCAGACGCCUGCGUGGGAGAGCCCUGUCUCAAUGGAGGAACCUGCACUGAGCGAGGUGGGCAGAUUCAGUGUCUCUGUUUGCCGACAUACGGAGGAGACUUCUGUCAGACUGACGAGGAGCAGUGUGAACCAGGCUGGGAUAAGUUCCACGGUUUCUGUUACCGACACUUCAGCCAGCGUCUGAGCUGGGAGGUGGCGGAGCAGCACUGUCGCAUGCUGGGAGCUCACCUGGUGUCCAUCAUGACCCCUGAGGAGCAGAGUUUCAUAAACAGCAACUACAAAGAAUACCAGUGGACGGGUUUAAACGAUAAAACCAUUGAGGAUGAUUUCCGCUGGUCUGAUGGGAACCCACUGCUGUAUGAGAACUGGUACAAAGGGCAGCCAGACAGUUAUUUUCUAUCUGGUGAGGACUGCGUGGUGAUGGUGUGGCACGAUGACGGACGCUGGAGUGACGUUCCCUGCAACUAUCACCUUGCAUACACUUGCAAGAAAAGCACCUCCUCAUGUGGUUCACCACCAAAGGUUCGAAACGCCUCCAUAUUUGGAAAACUUCGACAAAGAUAUGAGACCAACGCAGUCGUGCGUUAUCACUGCGCUCAGGGUUUCCAGCAGAGACUGAACCCUGUGGUCAGGUGUCUGUCUGCAGGCAGGUGGGAGAGGCCCCAGAUCCUCUGCAUCCCCGAGGCCAGGGGUCCAACACAGCACCCCGAGGUGACGUCUCAGCCCAGCAGAGACUUUGCUGCCAUUGAUGAUGAGCAGCGUGAAGCUGUUAAGGAGGCACCACAGUACUGGGACAUCAGGUUCUAAAAUCACAGCCAUGUUUUCCUUGUCUUCAUUUCUUAAACUCUGCUGUUGUAACUUGACAUGGUGUCAAGAAUUUAGGCUUUUACCAAUGAACAAACAGGACAACAUGAACCACAGAUAGAGAGACACAAACUGAAGAAGCCUCAGUGCACAGGCUUUGUUUUCUUUUGUGGAAGUUUAAAGCUUCUUCGUUUUAAUGUCCUUUAGAAUAUUUCCCACUGUGUUUUGGUCUUGGGACUGUACGAGUUUGAUGUAGUGUCUAUCAGCCUUAAAAAAAAAAAAGUUUUAAGUGAGUCCUUUUCAUGAAAAGAAAUACUGUAACGUGUGAUUCUCCUUACUGAGUCUGAUCCUCAUCUAGGUACCUGUUCUUUUAGAUCAAGAACCUUCUUACUAUGGUGCUAAAGUUUUCAACAUCUUUUCUACCCAGCAAAGAUUUGUAAUCUUUUUUUUUGUGAUUGAGGUGCAGACAAAAGUCCCCGUUGUUUAAAAUCUAAGACUCUAAGGACUCCAAAGCACAAUUUCAACGUGAACAUACAAUAAUUACUGUACAUAUAUAUUUGCUUUUACACCUCUGAUAGCUGUCCGCAUAUUCGUAGGAGAAACCUUUUAUUUCCAGCAGACACAGUUUUGUUCGUCAGCUUUAUGUUGUAAUAAAGUUUUGUAGAACAGAGCGAAGAAUAAAUUGUUCUCUUAUUUUACCCCAA